Messenger RNA from Lethenteron reissneri (Far Eastern brook lamprey), 2079 nucleotides. It is a transcript of the gene RENBP, whose product is annotated as renin binding protein. The record is from RefSeq and is a predicted model, not a curated record. NCBI's taxonomy places the organism in Eukaryota, Metazoa, Chordata, Hyperoartia, Petromyzontiformes, Petromyzontidae. Gene Ontology annotation, biological process: carbohydrate metabolic process. Gene Ontology annotation, molecular function: isomerase activity.
CACGUGACCGGGGUAGAUCAGCUGAUCGGGUCCCACGUGCAACAGAGGAACGGUCGGGGCGUUGCUGCUGCUGCUGGUGGUGGUCGUGGUGCCGACAGGAGACGCACACACACGCGUGUCACGCUACCCAGGGUGAUGGCGACCAAGCGGCUGCCUGAGUUGCUGACCCGGGUUCGGACCGAGCUCGACCACGUCAUGGCGUUCUGGCUGCGGCACUCGCAUGACCAGGAGCAUGGAGGCUUCUUCACGUGCCUGGGCCGCGACGGUGCCGUCUACGAUGAGCUCAAGUAUGUGUGGCUGCAGGGACGGCAGGUGUGGAUGUACUGCCGUCUGUAUCGCGAGCUGCCCAGGUUCCGCACGCCACAGAUCCUUGAGGCGGCCAAAAAAGGGGGGGAGUUCCUGCUGUGCCAUGCGCGGGUCUCCGCAGACUCGCCCAAGUGCGCCUUUGUGCUGACACGUGACGGCCGUCCCGUCAAGGUUCAGAGGACCAUCUUCAGCGAGUGCUUCUAUGUGCUGGCCAUGAGCGAGCUGGGCCGUGCUACCGGCGACGCCAAGUACACGGUGGCCGCCAAGGAGAUGAUGUCACAGAUCGUGCGCUGGGUGCGCGAGGACCCCUCCGGCCUCGGGCGUCCGCAGCUCUCCGGCGCGACACCCGACAGCUCGCUCGCCGUGCCCAUGAUGUUGCUGUGCCUGCUGGAGCAGAUGGAGGAGGCCAGCGAGGAGGGGGAGGGGGCGGCGGGCGGGGGCGAUGGCAAUGCGGAGCUGGGCCGCUGGUGCGUCGACCGGAUCCUCAAACACCUGCAGAGGGGCGGCUCCGUCGUGCUGGAGACGGUCACUCCCGAUGGUGAGGAGCUCCCGGGCAGCGCCGGGCGCCUACAGAACCCGGGCCACGCCAUCGAGGCCGGCUGGUUCUUGCUGCAGCGCGCGUCGCGCCUUGGAGACGCGGCACUGGCACGCACGGCGCUCGCCAGCUUCGUGGAUGCCCCCUUCAGUGCCGGCUGGGACCCCCAGCACGGGGGGCUCCUCUACUUCCUGGAUGCCGACGGGCUGCCCCCCACACAGUUGGAAUGGUCCAUGAAGCUGUGGUGGCCACACUGUGAGGCGCUCAUCGCCUUCCUCAUGGCAUUCCGCGAGACCCGCGAGGCCCGCCACCUCGACUCCUUUACCCGCGUCUUGGACUACUCCGUCUCUAAUUUCUCGGAUGCCGAUCACGGAGAAUGGUACGGGUACCUGGACCGCCAAGGCAGCGUCACGCACACGUUCAAGGGCGGCCCCUUCAAAGGUUGCUUCCACGUACCCCGCGCCCUCUACAUGUGUGAGAAGAUGCUGGCCGACCUGACGGACGCCUCCAAGGCCUCGGGGUAGGCCUCGGGGUAGGCCUCGGGGUAGGCCUCGGGGUAGGCCUCGGGGUAGGCCUCGGGGUAGGCCUCGGGGUAGGCCAGGGCGUCCAACCCUCGGGCCUCACGGCUGCCAACCAAGCCCAGACCCCACGAAAAAAAUUCAACCACUGGAAAAAGGGACGGUGAUUGCACUUACCAGCAGAGGCGCAGUGGGUGAAUGUGAGCCCAAUCAAAAUGCUUUUGUGCUAAUUGUUGUGCAGUGAUUUAAUGAACUGACAUGGAGGGGUGUUUUGAUUGAAUUGCAGAAUCUAUUCCUUUUGGUCUCAUUUUCACGGUGUGUGCUGUUUGUCAGUACUGGUCUUAUUUGAACUGCCUCUCAUUAGUACUGCCACUACUGUCUGAAUAAUACUGGUCGCGAAAAGCUACGUAUUAAACUUAUGCUGUAUUGUUUGUAAUGUCUCGUUUGUACAGUGACAACAUGUCCAUCUCCGUUGUAUUUUCUUGUGGCUCAUUGUUUAUAGUUUACCACUAUCGCUUGUCCCAUCUGCCGUCUCAUCUGUGCUGAUUUGUGCUGCCUGAAAUUUGUCUCAAUCGUACUGUCCAUACUGUGUCGUUUUUUACAUCUCCUUCAUUAUGAACGUUGACUAUAAAGGGAAACAUUUGUGCAUUGCAAGCAAUCGAUUCUCACGCACAGCGCGAACCAUGUAUCGCGUCGUAUAUAUAAAUCGACUUGAACUGA